Messenger RNA from Rhizopus microsporus ATCC 52813, 417 nucleotides. RefSeq lists its product as uncharacterized. Bases 1 to 417 code for a protein of 138 amino acids. The transcript has 2 exons. The record is from RefSeq and is a predicted model, not a curated record. Gene Ontology annotation, cellular component: nucleus. Lineage: Eukaryota; Fungi; Mucoromycota; Mucoromycetes; Mucorales; Rhizopodaceae. Gene Ontology annotation, molecular function: protein dimerization activity; DNA-binding transcription factor activity.
AUGAGUAAAACAGAACAAUCAGCAACAGAAUGUCAAGACAGUCCCUCACUACCACCCACACCACCCAAACAAAAAGAUCAAGAGCUGAUUAACAAACGACGAGAAAAUCAUAAAUUAGUGGAAAGACGUCGACGUACAGCAAUCAAUAAAGGAAUCAGUGAGCUAGCUAUUUUAGUACCUGGGUGUGAAAAGAAUAAGAGUAGCGUGUUAAACCGUACAAUACAAUAUAUACAUCAAAUGAAUCAAAAGGAGGCAGAAUUGAUGGAAAAGUGGAGUCUAGAGAAAUUAUUGCUUGAACAAGCGGUGAAUCAGCUGUGUACAGAACGAGAUCAUUUGAAGAAAGAGAAUGAGUAUCUAAAGCAGCAGUUGGCCAGGAAACCAUUACCAUCGUCGUCGUCGUCAGCAUCAUCUUCAUAA